This is a messenger RNA of Oncorhynchus masou masou (cherry salmon), 558 nucleotides long. Its product is annotated as 17-beta-hydroxysteroid dehydrogenase 14-like. Bases 60 to 353 code for a protein of 97 amino acids. Gene Ontology annotation, molecular function: estradiol 17-beta-dehydrogenase [NAD(P)+] activity. Lineage: Eukaryota; Metazoa; Chordata; Actinopteri; Salmoniformes; Salmonidae. Gene Ontology annotation, cellular component: cytosol. The transcript has 4 exons. The record is from RefSeq and is a predicted model, not a curated record. Gene Ontology annotation, biological process: steroid catabolic process.
GCUCCAUUGGUCAGAAAAAUGCAGCACCAUAUGUAGCCACUAAGGGGGCAAUCAUUGCCAUGACAAAAGCCAUGGCUGUGGAUGAGAGUCGAUAUCAAGUGAGAGUCAACUGCAUUUCCCCUGGUAAUGUGAUGACACCUCUGUGGGAGGAGCUGGCUGGACAGACUGCAGAUACCUUAGCCACCAUUAAAGAAGGAGAGAACGCUCAGCUGCUUGGUCGAAUGGGGACAGAAGCUGAGAGUGGGUUGGCUGCUCUGUACCUGGCUGCUGAUGCUACGUUCUGCACUGGGAUAGACCUGCUGCUUAGUGGAGGGGCAGAACUCAACUACGGCUACAAGAGCCAGGUCCCAUGAGCAGGCCUGUCACUCCGGGCCUUGUGCCUACCUGACCAAUAACAGGACCUGUUAUGUUCUAUUGCCAUCCUGCUUGUGAUUGAACCAAUCACCCUGUCUUAUCCAUAGCCACGGGAUGUAGAGGUGCUGGAGAUGGUACAGCACCCCCUGAUGGUGAGAUGGUAAAGCUGCAAUUUGUGUUGUUGCAAUAAAAACGAUGAAACUA